Molecule: messenger RNA, 969 nt
Organism: Peronospora belbahrii
Lineage: Eukaryota; Oomycota; Peronosporomycetes; Peronosporales; Peronosporaceae
Source: the annotation of a GenBank genome assembly
AUGAAGACACCGGGUAAGAUCCCAAUCACUCCAAUGCAAGGUGAUCAUUUACUUCAUUUGCAACGUCAUUGGGUAUCCGUAGUCAGCGAUAAUCAUCAACUUGUUAAUGGCAUGACAAGUGUUUCGAUUGAUAAUAUCGAUGACAUCAAUGAUGCUCAAUGUUUAACAGAUAGCAAAUGUGCUGUUGUAGCUUUUGCUGGCUUGUCUAAGAAAGGGUAUGCUCCGUACAAUCCACGGAAGAAGAAUCAGGAUGCCAUGGUGAUCAAAUAUGACUCAAAGUCACAGACACUAUUGUUAUGUGUAUUUGACGGUCAUGGUGAAGCUGGAGGCGGUGCUUCUGCAUCGAUUUGUGACCGGUUUGCAUCAGAGCUCUUUGCACAUGCUCAAUUGAAGAGAUCGGAAGAUUUGCAGCAGGAUGAAAAGAGUUUACAAAUAGCUAUUGCAGACACGUUACGAUCAGUAGAACAGAGUGUCUUGCGUGACCCUAGUAUCCAUACGGAGUUUAGUGGAACGACUGCAGUUGUGACUGUUGUGCGAGACAAUCUUGUCGUGGAUGGUAACGUUGGGGACUCGAGAAUCACACGCGGAUAUUUGGGUACGACAAUGGUAUUGACGGCCCUCCUCGUGUAUGGCUGGGAGACACGGAUGUACCAGGUCUUGCCAUCGGGUGAUGCCGUUGCACAUACUGCAGGCGUUAUGUCUGAACCAGAGUUUACCUCUCGAUGGCUGGAUGAGAACGAUCGAUGUCUUAUUGUGGCGACGGAUGGGUUGUGGGAAUUUAUGUCGAACGAAGAGUGUAUGGAAAUGGCUAUGGGACAGCAAGAUCCCAAGGAGGCUGUGAACAUGUUGAUUAAGGAGGCUAAUUGUCGCUGGAUGAGAGAGGAGCAGGUGACCGAUGAUACCACGAUCAUUGUGGCGUAUAUUGACACUGUCGGCUCGAAGAAAGACAUCAAGGUCACGGAUAAUUGA